AUGGCGGCGCUUCCCCGGGCAGAAGAGCGCCUCCUCGCCGCCGACAGUCACGUCCUCUUCCCGAACGGCCGGCCUCCCAUCGCCGGAAGAGCCGGGAGGAGGCGGGGCCGCCGGGCGGCUCGGCGGGCGGUUCGCUCAGCUUCGGUAUUUGAGGCAGAUUCGCUGUCCGGCCGGCGCAGCCGGCGCAGCCGCCGCAGGGGGAAAAGCAAGGGACGAAGGAAGGAACGGGAGGAGGAAGUGAGCGACAAAGGGGGACGGGAAGGGCAGCUAGCUGUUCGGACCCGCUUUCAGGCGCCGCAGGUCCGGGUCUCGGCCAGGCCCUCCCGAGGCGCAGCCGCCAGACCAGUGGAGCCGGGGCGCGGGCAUGCAGGGGCGCGGGGCGAGGAUGCCGGGCGGGGGAUGCAGGGACUCGGCGCAGUCCCCCCUCCCGCUCCCGAGAGCGAGGAGAGCGCCGCCCACCGCUGUUUCUCAUCUCUGCCUGUGGAGUCAGGGCGCCAAGCUGCUCGGGCUUUGCCUGGUUCGGUGGGCAGAAACCAGGGAUCCCGGGCAGCAGCCGUAGUCGCCGCCUGGGGCCAAGCACCACAGUGCAUCUUGUCCGGAAUCCAGUGGAAGAGGAGUCGUUCUUGGAGAUGGAACAACCCCACGACUUCACAGCCUCGAAUGCGCAGUAUGACCAUCAGUGGACCGUUUCAACCAUCCAACAACCAAGGGGAGCUGCCAGAGAGUCAAGCAGUCUCAUUCCAGAUGCCAAAAGCAACAGAUGGCAAUCCACCCAACGCAUCAGUGGCUCUUAAACCUCUGAAGUCAACGACAUCACUCCCACGCUGGUUUUUUAAAGGAAAAGAGAGGAAUAGCAAUGUGAAGAAUUCAAAACAAAAAUAAAACCUACAUUUCGAGCAGGUCA
Aethalodelphis obliquidens (Pacific white-sided dolphin) is the source of this 904-nucleotide messenger RNA. RefSeq lists its product as uncharacterized. Bases 1 to 882 code for a protein of 293 amino acids. Lineage: Eukaryota; Metazoa; Chordata; Mammalia; Artiodactyla; Delphinidae. The record is from RefSeq and is a predicted model, not a curated record. The transcript is spliced from 5 exons.